AUGGCUGCCGCCGGCCUCGGGGAGGACCUGUUGUUCGAGAUAUUCGGCCAUGUGCUGCCGACGGACGUGCUGGAGAUCGUGCACCCGCGCCAGGAACACGUCAACUUCAGCCAGCCGCUGACGGCGGCGCGUGUGAACGCCGCCGGCCGCAGCUGGCUGCUGUCGCGCUACACGGCUGGCUGGCCGGCCCGGCCGGCCGUUAGCCACUGGCACCGGCGGCUCACCUCACUCUGCCCGACGGCCGGCGCCGGCCGACAGCACGGCGCAGACGGCGGGCUGGCGCCCUGGAUGUACCGGCAGCUGAACACAACCGCCUUCGUGGCUGCGCUGGAGCAGCCCGACAGGAAACUGUGCCAACUCAUCCCCAUGUGUGUGUCGUGGUCCUCGCUGGCCGUGCACGUGGCCACGGAGCGGCUGCUGCCGCAGCACGUGAUGCACGCCAUCAAUGGUACGGUGGUGGCGUUGUGCCGGACCGAGCCUGACACGUGGCGGCGGCCUGACGACGGCUCCCUCUUCUGCCUGCUGCCGCCCGGCCACCGGCGGCCCGACUGCCUCGGGUUCGGCCUGGUGCGCGGCUUCGACCCGGAGCGUCGGGAGCUGUACCUGCUGACGGGCGUGGCGGCCGCUGCGCUGGCCGGCGUCAACACGCUGGUGCGGGGCCCGCAUCACCUGCUCGACGUGUUCCCGACCGAGAGCGGCCUGCGCGCCUGGACGCCGGCGCUCACCGGCAACCAGGGCCCGCUCGAUCAGUCCAAGAGCUGA
This is a messenger RNA of Pollicipes pollicipes, 762 nucleotides long. RefSeq names its product polynucleotide 5'-hydroxyl-kinase NOL9. Lineage: Eukaryota; Metazoa; Arthropoda; Thecostraca; Pollicipedomorpha; Pollicipedidae. Bases 1 to 762 code for a protein of 253 amino acids. The record is from RefSeq and is a predicted model, not a curated record. The transcript has 6 exons.